AUGUUCUACGUGCUGUGCAGCGACGAGGAAUUGUGGAUGAACCACUGUCUGGCAAAGCGUCGCGGUGAUUUCGUCUACAAAGGGAGCUGGAAAUGGACAACCCUCGCAGGACGCGACACGCCGAUGGACAAGUUGCCGCCUCCAAUCUACAUUCAGGGCAUUGAAUCGCUCUUCCUCUAUGCGCAAUGGUGUCGGCGAAACAUGACACUGAGCGACUACGUCCCGGCCAUCCAAAGCGUGCCGCGGUAUCGCCUAAUCGAUCCUGAGGACGGAUAUCCAGACGUCGCCUCGAGCACAGCAGUCCCGGCCCUCACCCCCGAGCAGUGGCGUCGCGGCUUUGACGAGCCGGUGCUUCCACUCAUUCUCACCAAUGUCUGCGAGGGCUGGCCCGCUUUCACAGAGUGGUCGCUUGAGCGACUGGCCGAGCGCUACCCAAACGUCCAGUUCCGCGUCUCCACCAACGCGCCGUUCAGCGUUCGAAUGACGCUCAAGGAUUACUGCGCCUACUUGGCAAGUCAGCGCGACGAAGUUCCCCUCUACGUGUUUGACUCGCACGUCGGCGGAAACUGUCCAGAAAUGCUUCACGAGUACAAGGUGAACGCGUGCCGAAGAUGUUCCUUGAUCACGACUAUCUGGCAUUUUUCGGGAACGAACGACCUGAUUUUCGCUGGCGUUGAGGCCAUAUUUGACGACCACGGCAACAUUGUCGAUUUCAACGCGCCGCCAUCGUUGCUGUGGUACCUGGAGGUCUAUCCGUUCCUCGACCCAGAAGAAAAGCCAAUUGAGUGCGUUCAACAUCCUGGCGAAACGAUCUCCGUCCCUGCAGGCUGGUGGCACAUGGUCCUCAAUCUGGACUAUACUUGCGCCGUGACACAGAACUACUUGAACGUCAACAACCUGGAAGACGCCCUCGGAGACCUCAGACCGCAUCGCAGAUACAAGGAAUUCCUGCAAUCGCUCCUCGUCAAGCAGCCCGAGCUCGCAGACACCAAAUUGUUUUGCGAGAGGGCUUUGCUCCAAGAGGGAGUUGCGAGCAAGGCAGAGUUCAUGCAUCGUCUGACGAAUUUGAAGGAGUCACCUUGGCGCAAUCGCGUUGGCAGGGUGCUGGUUCGACACGGGCUGCUGCUUCCGGAAGGCGAGCCUCACCUGUCAACGCCAACGUCACCAACACGUCCAUCUCUCGAUUCGCCCAACACAAAUCUGGCGCUUCCUGCCGACUUUGCCAUCAAGAAUGUGCAGCAUGGCGAGAAUCCUGUCUUUCAGUGCGACCAAAACUGCUACGUCAAGUUUUAUUCGUUCAGGUCGCGCGAGUCGGACCCCUACACCCACGAGGUCGCGGCAUUGGAGCGGAUUGCCCUCGAUCCCAAGUUGUCGAAAAUCUUCCCUCGUUUGCUGGGCCAUGGCAUGCUGCACUCUGAGCAAGAAGUGGCUCAAACAGCACCCACCGACCCCACCCAUGCCUUUGAUGCGUGGAUUCCAGCGGUGCAUGUCUCCAACGAGCAGAGCAAGCGUCGGACUCAGUUCAAUAAUGCGCCCGACUCUGUUCCAAUCCGUGCCGUGAAUGGGCAUCAUUUCAAGCACAACGAUGCCGUUGUUUCUGUGCCAGAUUCGAGUGAUGGCGCGACUGCACCGAGCGAGACGACUCCAGCUGCCAUGGCCACGCCGAACAAUGGCGACCAACACGUGACUGCGCCGAUUGUUUGGCGGUGGCCGUACACCAUUCUCGAAGCCAAAGCAGGCAUUCCCAUGGAGGAUGUGGAAGACGACAGUGCCAUCAAUUACGAUGCGCUGGUCGAGUUUUUGUCGAGUAAUUUGACACGGUUGCACAAGCUGGGACUCGGCGAUGAUCUUUCUGCAGGCGCACCACAUGUCCUGUCUGAGAGUUGGGCCCCUGCUCUGGCGGAACUGGAAGCCCGACUCGCCAAAUGCUACCAUCUGCAUUGCUUCUGGUCGAUGCUGCCCUUCCAGCUGCUUCAGCAACUCCCUGCAUAUCUCCCAGCGAGCAUGACUGAGCUUGUCGACCAAUCUGUGCCUCCAGCCUUGUUGCACGGAGAUGUGCACGUUGCCAACAUCUUGAUGGUCGAGCGACGCGGAGCUGGCGGCGGUGGUGGUCGGACAUUGUCGGCAAAGUCCAAGCACGCGUCCAACGAGCGCAAAGCUGCCGGGGCGACGCGCCCUCGCAACUCUGUGUCGCACUUUAUCUCGGCGGCAGAGAUGCGGCGACGCAGUCGCCUGCAGAAAGAGCGAGGCACUCAACCCAGUGGAGCAGGAGGGCUCAGCUUUGCUGCCCAGCGCCGUCGCAAUGUCGCAGUCACCACCACCGUGACUAUUGUUGGUAAAGGGGGCGCAGAUCUCAAGUAUUCUGACGCGAGCGAAGACGAUGAGGCAGACGACGUUGGUAUUGCACACGGUCUUGAUGAUGUUGACAACAACGGCGAAGAUGAUGACGACGAUGACGACGACAACUACGAAGACGUGGACGACGCCCCUGUAGAAGUGAAAAUCGGCGUUGGCAACGCGCAAGCUCUGGCAGAGGCCCUGGAAGCUGCGCGGGUCUCGUACGUGCCGGCGCACAUUAUCGAUCUGGGCGACAGCCGCGUCGGUGAUCCGAUGGCAGACCUCAUCCCCAUCUACUUGUCCGUGUUUCGGUGCGACAAGAAGCUCCUUCGGCGGUUUUUGGCAUUGUACAACCCAGCUUUGCUGGCGUUGCUCUCGUCGGAUGCUCCCGCUGGCACCGCCGCACGCAAGAAGGCCAUGUGCUAUCUGCUGCUGCAUCCAGUGAAUGCCAUGCAUGCCGUGUUCAUGUGCCUGCCCGCCAGUUUUGCCGUGGCGACGUGGGAAGCGAUGGCCGAGUUGUUGUGGCGGUUGUGA
Molecule: messenger RNA, 2871 nt
Organism: Capsaspora owczarzaki ATCC 30864
Lineage: Eukaryota; Filasterea; Ministeriida; Capsasporidae
Product: phosphatidylserine receptor long form
Exons: 6
Coding region: 1-2871 (956 amino acids)
Cellular component (GO): cytoplasm
Source: RefSeq, a predicted model, not a curated record